UGUUCUUGUUCUUUCAUCUUCAUCUUUCUUUAGCUCCGGAAAUAACGCAUCAGUAAUUGUUUGUACUUAAACUUCACACUUAACGUUUCAAAACUUGUCGUUUUUAAGUACUUAGUUGCCCUUUUUGGGCAGGUCAUCAACAUCAACAUGCCUUACGUCGGUUCAGAUGGUCAAUUGGUGCAGACUAGGCCCUUUGGAAUAUCCUCGAUUGUUGAAUACUUUUGGGGCGCUAUCAAUUUCUUCAGUUUAUUUUUUCGUGGCUUACUGCACAUGGACGACUCAGGGCCACAAAGGGGACAAUACGGCAAUAGGCAAAGAAUUCCAGGAGGACGACGAACGAUUGGAGGAUUUCGACCAUCCGGGGGCGCUGCACCACCGCCUUGUGUUGGGGGCGGAUGAGGUUAAGAACACCUACGAUGAGGAGUCAUUUCUCUUCCGUAGGCCACUUCUUCUGUUCUUCCACUACUAACGCUGUAAACCCACAUCUUCUACAUUUAUACGAAACCAGGUUGGAUAACUGCGACACAGCUUUGUUCGUUGUAGUUUUAUGACAUCUUUGUUCAGAAACUUUGUUCAAAGUGGAACUGGAUUGAUGAAUUUCAACUUGGAGUAUCGUAUUCUUGUAGGUUUCCAUUACCAAAAAAUACUGGUGUCAUAUGUAUUUAAUAUUUAUGUAUCCGUUCAAAAUCAAUCGUUAUAUAUCGUAAAUUAUUAGUACAAUUUUGUACACUGACGCCUUUGAAAUGUAACUUUUACUAUACAACCGAAAUAAUAACGUUUAACAUACAUA
Molecule: messenger RNA, 790 nt
Organism: Folsomia candida
Lineage: Eukaryota; Metazoa; Arthropoda; Collembola; Entomobryomorpha; Isotomidae
Product: selenoprotein K
Exons: 4
Coding region: 148-399 (83 amino acids)
Source: RefSeq, a predicted model, not a curated record